Lepisosteus oculatus (spotted gar) is the source of this 6489-nucleotide messenger RNA. The record is from RefSeq and is a predicted model, not a curated record. Lineage: Eukaryota; Metazoa; Chordata; Actinopteri; Semionotiformes; Lepisosteidae.
GGGCUGUCCAACCAGCCUCUCCCCCAAUGGGACUCGUUUUUGAGUUCGUCUUGGCAUUUUUGGGCGACCUAUCCCUUUCCGCUUGCUGUGCCUGUCGCCCAGGCAACCACGGGGGCUCACACAUGUGUAGCACCUUUUACAGUCAGUGGCUUGUGGGAGAUGUUUUUGGAAGCAAAGGGGAGGAAGGGGAGCAGAUCGGGGGAGGGUUGGUCUGAAGCCCAGGUAUGCGGGAGAGCCGAGCACAGGCGGUCUCACAGACACAUCAGCGGUUACUCACAGCUGCAGCAGAAUGGAGAGGGAGAGGGAGAGGGAGAGGGAGGCUGUCUGAGACUGCCCAAUUCAAGGCACAAAGCAGAAAAAAAGUUCUUUGCAGCUCCUUUUUCUUAUUUUGGCUGGUCCUGAUGGGUUUCAAGAAACAGGAAGUGGUGGAAGGAGCAGUGGAGCUGCACAAGUGUUGGAAUCUCUGUUAAGGUCACUUGUGGAUGGAGAGGAGAGAGGAGACUCAUCUCUGGCAGAUGGGAGACAGAGCGUCCCCUCUGUCGUAGGAGUGGUCCUUGAUUAGCAGAGUGCCAUGGAAGAGGUCUCCAGCGCCGAGGUCCUCCAGCAUCCCAGCGUGCCACACAGAUCAGGCCAGUGGAAAGAACAAGAGGCGGCUCUGCCCCAGCAGGACAGCGUUCCCCGCCCAGAGUCCGGCCUGGACUCCCCUCUUCUCCCACAGGCCCCAGGCUCUGCCGUGUCCGCGCUGCAGUCCAAAGUGAAGGCUCUCUCCGAGAGGAGAGCUGCAGGGAAAGAAGACAAGGGACCAUCAGCACACGAGCAGGGGCAGCAGAGAAAAGGCCCCAGCAAGGCCCCCACUGGACAGCAGGUCGCCAGCAAGCCAAUUGGCAGCGACGAGGAGGUGGACCCCCAGUUUCAGGUCCAUACCUACCUGACUGACAAUAUCCUGCAGAGUGACCAGGAGGACCUGUAUGAGGACCCAUACAAGAUGGGACCCCUGUCCAGCCUGGCUUUGUCCAGAGGCCUUGGUGAGGGGGCCAGUCUGGAGAACCUCUCCAAUGGGGUGGGCGUCCAAGAGGAACCCAACACCAAGUCCUGGACGCCUCCCAAGGGCUUCUGGAAGGCUGCCCGGCCAGAGACACUCCUCCUCAGAGAUAAUCUGCAGGCGGGUAGUGAGCAGGCUCUCCGGGCCGACACUCAGCACCAGCUGUGGGAGGCCCCUAUCCAGAGGAAGGCCACCCCAGGUGCUCAGCCACUCCGGAGGGAUCUGCAGAGGUCCGACAGCUUGGAGAGCCACCUGUGGAGGGCUGGGAGGAAGGAGCUCCCGCUGGGGGGGCUCUGGAGGGCCGACAGCUGGGAGAGCGUCUGCAGCAACAGCAGCUCACUGUCGCUGGCAGAGCGUGUAGAGAUGAACAGAGGCAUUCUGAAGCAGAUGCUGAACAGGCCUGAGAGCAGGUCUCAGAGCCCGCUGGAGCUGAGGGGCAAGGAGCUACCAGAGUGCAAUGGCAGAGGCCUGUCUACUCUGAAUGACAGCGACUGGGAUUCUGGGAUCUCUCUUCAGGACAGUGAGCACAGUCACAGGGCCUUUGUUUCCUGUGAGGAGCUGCCCCUCAGCCCCCGGCAUGAGCAGGCCAAGCGGCUACUGGAGAGAGCCCGAAUGAAGGCCCGCUCGCACCCUCUCAAGGCCGACCACAGCAUCCUGCCCAUUCAGAAGGAGGCGCCGGAGUCGUCAGGGGCUGGCCUGCUGCGCCGGGGCCUAGCUGGAAGAGAUGGAGCGACGGCUUCAUGCGGGAAUCUGAGCGACUCUUCCAGCGGGGAAUCGAGCGGCGGUCUGCGGCGGCGGCAUGGCCAGUCCCCCACCAGGGUGCGCUUCGAGGACGAAUCUGCCCAAGACGCUGAGGUGCGCUACCUGGAGCGCCUCCAGCAGAGACGGAGAGCAGCCGAGCGCGGGCAGGGGCUCCUGGUCUCCAAGCCUCACCUCUCCUCCUACGUCAACGGGGGGCCCUCCAAGAGCGAGGGCAGCUCAGGCAGAGCAGAGCGAGGCAGGAGCCCCGAGGGCGCCCCCUUGUGGAGCAGGAAGACCAGGAGGACCCAUGACGGGAGUCAUAGUAACAGCGAGAGCGGCUCUGACAAAGGCCAGUCUGCCGGCAGGAAGUGCGACUCCUGCGGGUCUGUCCUCCAGGAGCUCGAUCAAAGCUUAUUACCAAGUAAGCAUGCUGACAGCUCCCUUUCCGAUUCUCGCACCCCCCAGCAGGCGCCCUGCCGGGCUCAACAGGAACUUGCAGUGAAGAUGAUCCCAUGCUGGGUGUCCCCAUCAAACCACCGAGUGCGAACUGAAUGCAUCAAAGAAACCUACAUAGGGGAAGUCUCCCCCGUUGAAGACAGAGAUUUCAGAACAGGUAAUGGAACAUGUGGGCCACAUGGACAGGCUGUGCAAAUACAGGAUGUGAAGGGAAGUGUACUGAAGGAGCGUUCAGAGGCAAUGCAAACUAUCAGGACAGGGGAACCCUGCCCAACUUUCACCAAAGCCAAGAAAGGGACCAAAACUGCUUACAUAGGUAAUGAGCCAGCUACUGAUGCAAAGGGAGGCCUGAGCUACAGUGAUAGGACAGUUGCUCAUGCGAAAGGCCAACAACGACCUUUAGUUCAAGAAAAUUCAAGGCCUCGACCCAGCGGAGCUGAGAAUGGAUCUCCUGGCUUGAAGAACUCAACUUUGCCUCCUAACCCUUACACUGCAGAGCCAGACUACCCUCCAGAUUCCAAGAUAAGCCCUUUUCCUUCUCCUGCCAUAGAGGAAACAUCAGGAUACAACACCCAACAUAACCAUGAUCUUGGCACUCUUGGACAGCCCAAGAAAUCAGCUUUGAAAAACGGCUCAAAGAAUCACCCCAGUGGUCAGCGAAUUGUGAAGGUCUUGCCCUCUGUCCAGUAUCGCUUGAUCCAUUUACCUGAAGACCACAAUUCAGACUUUUCCCAGACCGCUGAGUCCCAAGGCAGACACCUCUACUCUGCACUGAGCUGUGACUCUGAGCAGAUGCCCACCGAAAGCGGACAAAACCCACCAAGCCUGUCCACAAACCUCUGCAACAAUGGCUGCACCAGACCUGCAACCCUGUACACACCAGCCAGAACCGCUGGUGACCUGAGCAAAGGGGUUGAGCUGCAGCUAUAUAACACUGCCUCUGAAGCUGGAUACUGUCAGCUGAAUGAGGACAUGUGCCCCCACACUGCCAGCGCUGCGCCACGCCCGGAGUUCCAGACAGCACACCUGGAGCCCCUCUCCAGUGGAGACUCCAGACACAGGGGACUGCUGAGGGCAGAGUAUCCAAGAGACAGUGCAGACGGGGUGGAGGCACACAGGAAGUACCCAGAGAGCUCCGAGAUGAAAGAUGACCGGCCCAAGCUGUCCCUGAGGAGGUUCCUGUCUGCCAUCGGACACAGCACAGUGGGCAGGCUGAGCAAAGGCCGCUCCAGUAGCAUGGAGCAGCUGAGCGUCUCUCCCAGACACAGCGCAGGCUCGCCCAGCUCCUCGCAGAAGCCUUGCGGCCAGCUGAAGAAGGCCCCAUCCCUGCAGUCGCUGCGGCUGGGGUCUCCCUUCACCCAGCUACGCAAGGCGUCCUCGGUGCAGAGUUUGCAGUCCCCGAAGAGGAAGGCAGAUCGCUCCAGUGCCUAUAUGGUGGGAGAGCCAGCGUCUUUCAGCCCGACACACAGGGGGCUCCAGCGAGCGCUCAGUGUGGAGGAUGUGGGCUGUCCUAGUGGGGUGCGGACCGUGGGCCGGGUUGCCCAAGCCUUCCCAGAUGGGACUCUGCUCCUGGAGCUCAGCCGGCCGGCAAACGGACCCUUCGGAUUUCUCAUCUCGCGGGGGAAAGGCCGUCCGGACUCAGGAGUGUAUGUGGAAGAGAUGGGCGACAGCGGCACUCAGAAGCUGUACGCAGGGCUCCUGGGCGUGGGCGACGAGAUCCUGGAAGUGAACGGGGAGAAGGUGGCCGGCCUGUCGCUGGAGGAGGUGACCUGGCUGAUGACCCAGCACACCACCACCUCCAUCCGCGUGCUGCGCCAUAGGAGGAGUCCGCAGUAGCCAGGGGGAUGGCAGAGACGGAGAGAAACCAGUCCCCGGAUCCCCCAGAAGCACAUCUGUUCUCCUCGGCUGGUGGGGUGACUAAGGUACAGCCACAGGCGGAGGCCAGGGCAGGAAACAGACACUGGCGUUCGGGGAGUGAGAAUUAUCAGUCCAGGUCAUUUGCUGAACAAAGCUUCAAGGACAGCAAUUGCUUUCAGCUGUUUCUCGCCCUGGAUGUUUCCUCCAGGCUACAGCACUGUAUGUAUUGACUAUAUUCUUGAAACCCAGACUCUCAAAUAAUUUCAGCGUACUUUUUCACUGUGCUACUCACACCUGAGGUCCAAAAAGUAACCAUUAUUUUCUGUAAUACCUGCUUGUGAGCCGCAGGUGAAUCCCUGUGUCUGGGAAGAUCAAACGCAGUUUCUGAGGAGUACAAUCCAGCCACUCUCUGCACUACCCAGUUAGAUCAACACUACUUGCGGUUCUUAUUCCUGGAUAUACAGUGUUGUUUCUGCUUAAAACAUUUGGGCUUCAUAAGAAAUGAAUGUAAAAACACAGCAAUGACAAAAGGCUGGGAGCAGUGGAAAACACGUUACAGAUACUGUACACAUUUCAAUGAAAAGCCAGUGCAAAGCAGUCAUGAAUAAUAGACCAAAAAUGGCAUCUAGGUUUUGCCUGGCCCCCAGCUCAUACACAUUCCAGGCUGGGGAGGGCAGGUGUUCAGGAGAAUUGCAUCACCAUGCAGUAGUAGCUCAUAGAAACCUUGAACUGUGCACCAUUUAUUUAAAAAAAUAUCAGUGUUAAUAAUUAAAAGCUCUGCCUUUUCAUACCCAUUGACAGUUCAACGUAGCGUGCACAUGCCUUUUUUUUCUUUCGCAAAACGCCUUUCAUCGGUUUGCACUUUGCUAUAUAGACCCUGGAUGAGGCUUAGGUCCCCUGCAGCAUCAUGACUGUUCAACCCCCCCAUCAUACCGCAGGAGGAAAAUCAGCUGUGUGGCUGCUGUGAGUCUUGAGUUGUACCGAAGGAAAUGUGUGGAUAACAGAUAAAACACACAGUGCCACACAAGACUGCAAGUACACUGCCACAAUGCAGUCGUGACCUAUUUGUCAUUUACUGGCAGCAGACAAGCUCUGAAUAAAGACGAAAGCUAGAAGUGUGAAAUUCCUGAGACUGGGUUUCAGAAAAGAGAUCUUAAGCAAAGUGAUUUCUCUGUUGUCACUAGAAUGAGCCCUUUUGAAAGGCAAACUAAAAGGCUCUAGCUCUUACACACCGCCUCAGUGCACUGUGAUACGACUGAGUUCUCUGAAUUCAAAGGGCUUUGGUACGGUGUUAAUCAAAAGACGCCUCAUUAGUGUGCUCCACACAGAACACAGGGGACCAGCAGAGACUGGGAGAGCUGGAGACGGCAGACAGCUUGAGAAGGCUUUUGCUUUCAGGAGCUGACACUUAUUUGCAUGCCAACUGAUGAUACUCAUUUGUCAGCAAAUUGUGUUUCUUGAAAUUCAAGCAGACGGCGACGGUGCUUGUAGUACAUCCUGGGUUACACACAGCCCUGUGUGGAGCCGCAUCAAGACCACACUGAUGAAGCAGUCAAACCAAAAUCACAACGCUGCACUUCAUCAUUCACCUCCUGUACAUCAAAAGGGCACAAGUAUUUUCUCACCUCAGGAAAAUGAAUAAAGAGAAACUAUUCUUUUUUACUGUGAUAUUUGAAAAUAAACCCACUUUUAUCCACUGUUUUCUGGAUUGGACAGACGUUUCCACUAUUUAAUGUGGGAUCAUCAAGCUAUUUUCAGUCUUCCUCUCUAGGAGGUACUGUAACAGAAUGAGAUUCUGGGGAAAGUCAUGAAAUGUGAGCUGUACCAGCCUUUAGAACAUGAUCCGAGAGAAACAUGAUCCAAUAUCAUUUGUUUCCGUCUUUACUCAGGCCCAAAGAAUUCUCAGUUUAGUUUUCAAAAUAAGUAGUUGAUCUUCCGUUAUAGUUAAGUGGUUGAACCUAUUCUCAAAAGAAGAAUAUAAAAAGUCUUACUACUAUUAAUAUAGUAACAUUUAAAGAUUUCCACAUGACUUGUGAAAGAGGUAAGUGUUUCAGUGUUCGAUAUUUUUGACUUUAGGCGAGUAAAACACAGGAACUGUGAACUGAUACUGUGAAGUAUACAUACAGGGUAAAAUAUACAACCAGGGUGCUUAAGAUUCUAACACAAGUGUAUCAUGAAAACUGCUAACUGCAGCAUACCCGCUUGAACAAAUCAGACCACAGGGUAUACAUUCCUAUAGGCAGUGAAGGCUCCUGUGUCUCCUUGUACACACAGAAGUCAUCACGGAGCCGUCGUCUAGUUGAGCAGGUGCAGUAAAGCCAUUUCACCCUGCAACUCACAGCUGGCAAACCAUUGAAGCUCAGCAGGUGUGAGCCUGGUCACUACCUGGAUGA